This is a messenger RNA of Sphaeramia orbicularis (orbiculate cardinalfish), 2691 nucleotides long. RefSeq names its product aldehyde dehydrogenase 5 family, member A1 (succinate-semialdehyde dehydrogenase) (gene aldh5a1). Gene Ontology annotation, cellular component: mitochondrion. Lineage: Eukaryota; Metazoa; Chordata; Actinopteri; Kurtiformes; Apogonidae. The record is from RefSeq and is a predicted model, not a curated record. Gene Ontology annotation, biological process: GABA catabolic process. The transcript is spliced from 10 exons. Gene Ontology annotation, molecular function: succinate-semialdehyde dehydrogenase (NAD+) activity. The coding region runs from base 69 to 1622 and encodes 517 amino acids.
UCUGCACGGACUUCACAACCCCCCCCCCCCCCACACACACACACACACAAACACUGUCAGCCUCGAACAUGUACCCCGGUGUGUCCGCUGUCUGUGCGUUCAGGACCCGCUGUUUCUUCCGCCGGCUCCUCCCGGACCUCCCCGCCGUCAUGCACCGACACUACACCCUGGACGUGGCCGCUCCGCUGCUCAGGACGCAGGGCUAUGUGGACGGCCGCUGGAUCUCCGCAGCCUCGGUGUUCCCGGUCCUAGACCCGGCCACGGGGCAGGAGCUAGCACGGGUGUCGGACUGUGGUCCUGGGGAGGCCAAGCAGGCUGUGGACGCCGCGUAUAAGGCGUUUCAGUCGUGGAAGGGGACCACGGCUAAGGAGAGAAGCCUUCUGCUAAGGAAGUGGCACGACCUGAUGAUGCUGCACAAAGAAGAUCUGGCUAAACUGAUCACAUUUGAAUGUGGGAAGACCAUGCGGGAAUCUAUUGGAGAGGUCAUGUAUUCGUCUUCAUUCCUGGAGUGGUUCUCUGAGGAGGCUCGGCGAAUGUACGGCGACAUUGUCCCCUCCCCUUUUAAAGACAGAAAGAUCCUCCAACUCAAGCAGCCGGUGGGCGUGGCCUCCAUCAUCACACCGUGGAACUUCCCCAGCGCUAUGAUCACCAGGAAGGUUGGAGCUGCACUGGCCGCCGGCUGCACCGUGGUGGUCAAACCAGCCGAGGACACGCCGCUGUCUGCACUUGCUCUGGCAGAGCUGGCAGAGCAGGCGGGGAUCCCAGCCGGUGUGUUUAAUGUGGUUCCCUCUUCCAGAGAGAAGACCCCGUCAGUGGGACACGUUCUCUGCACAGACCCUCUAGUGGCCAAGAUCUCCUUUACUGGGUCCACUGCCACUGGAAAGGUGCUACUAAAACUCGCUGCUGACACAGUAAAAAGGGCUUCCAUGGAGCUGGGUGGCCACGCUCCCUUCAUCGUCUUUGACAGCGCUGAUGUGGACAAGGCAGUGGCUGGAGCUAUAGCCUCCAAGUUCAGGAACUCUGGACAGACAUGUGUUUGUGCAAACCGGUUUUUCGUCCAGAGCGGUAUUUACGAUCUGUUCCUGGAGAAACUGGGUCAAGCAAUGGACUCUGAACUACGUCUCGGUCACGGCUCAGACCCUGAAACCACACAGGGGCCGUUAAUCAACGUCAGAGCAGCAGAGAAGGUGGUGAACCAGGUGUCGGAUGCUGUGUCUCUGGGAGCAAAGGUGUUGAGGGGCGGGAAGCGUCUGGAGGGCUCGUUCAUGGAGCCCACACUGCUCGCCGACGUCACCACAGACAUGCUCUGCACCAGGGAGGAAACCUUUGGUCCCCUUCUGCCUGUUGUCAGGUUUAAUACAGAAGAAGAAGCUUUGGCCAUUGCAAACGCUUCUAAUGUCGGGCUGGCAGGUUAUUUCUACUCUCAGGAUGUGAGUCAGAUCUGGCGGGUGGCAGAGGCGCUGGAGGUGGGGAUGGUCGGAAUCAACGAAGGCAUUAUUUCUACGUCGGAGGCCCUGUUUGGCGGGGUCAAACAGUCCGGAUUGGGCCGCGAAGGGUCCAAUCACGGGAUCAACGAGUAUGUGGAGGUGAAGUACAUGUGCUUUGGAGGCCUGAAACUGUGAACCAGAACCGAGCGACGUCCACCUAGAUCAGCUGGGUUACACUGAUUAUGACUGAGCCCUCAACAGGGUCAAGAAAUGACAGGGUAGUUUAAUGCUGUUAAAUGAAAAAUAUAUAUUUUCAGAAUUAAUGCAACUGUGCUGUGCUUUUACUCCUCUACUCAAAUAAAAGUAGAAAAGUAAUAAUUUCCAGUGUUGAAGUAAAUAGUCUCCUCCAAAACUUUUAAAAUAAUGAAUAAACCCUGCAUGUUUAUGUGAAAGAAAAGGUCUAAUAGUUAAAAUUACUGCUGCUUUAUGUCAGAGACUAAUUAAAUUGUCAGAAUAACAGAUUAAUCCAUUCCAGAACACAAGUCAGAUUUAUUGUUUAUCUUUCACAUACAAGAGAACAGACGGUAGAGAACAAAGAGCAGAGCAGAUGCUGUAAAAUAUGUAGAAACCCAGUCACUGAACUGUUUAAUCCUUACCUUACAGUGUGUGGACGGUUUACACUGAGGUUGUAGGUCUGAAAUUAUGAUAAAUGUCAAGUCAGUUUUAAGGCUGAUUUUUGGUCUUGAGUGAAUGUUUUACUCUUAAAGAUCAGAAUAUUUCACUAAUCUAGAAGUUGGACAUUCAAAACUAUUGCAAUAAUCAAAUAUUUGCUCACUAUUAAAGCAUACAUGAGGUAAAUUAAGUAAAAUGACAAAACUUUAAAAUGUUUUCUGUUUUAGUUGACAAAAUAAAACAAAAUAAACCCAAAAGAGAAAUGUCUAUCACAAUAAUGACAUUUAUCAUCAUGUUUUAUCAUUCAGACCUGUAUAGUUUUUUACUUAUCCAUCAUCAGUGUAUUUUCCACAGUAAACACUUAAAAAAAUACCAAACAUGAAAAAACAAGAGGCAGCAACUGAAAUCUGUCCAUCAGACUUUCACUAUUUACCACCAUGGUGUAAAGUUCUCUUAUAAUAUCUAUUUAAUCAAUCUGAGUAAUUAUUUAAAGAAAAAAACUCAAACAUUUCCAAUUCCAGCUUCUUAAAAGUGAAUCUUUUUAGGCUUCCUCGUCUUUUGUGAUGGUAAACUCAUUUCCCAUCCACACUAA